AUGACGGUGAUCAUGAUUAUACAUGUCAGGAGCAAAUUCACGGCUGUUGGCCGCAAGGAGAUCACGACCUUCUUCUAUUCAUACAUCCUCCUCACGAUCUGCUCCCUGGUCAUCGAUUGUGGAGUGGUACCACCUGCAUCCGCAGCAUACACAUACUUCGUCGCUGUACAAUGUGGUCUGGCCUCAGCAACAUGCAUAUGUCUGAUGAUCAACGGUUUCGUGGGCUUCCAGCUCUAUGAGGAUGGGACGACACUUUCGGUCUGGCUUCUGCGAAUCUGCAGUGUUGUCAUGUUCUUGAUCAGCUUCGCAGUAUCGCUUAUGACGUUCAAGACCUGGGGAGGCCUCGGACCAACGAACACGGUCGGCCUGUUCGUGGUGGUGUACAUGUUCAGCGCGAUCUUCAUCUUCGUGUACGUGGUUAUGCAAAUCUUGCUGAUCGUCGGUACGCUGCAAGAGAGGUGGCCGCUGUGGCACAUUGGAUUCGGCAUCUUCGCACUGGUCAUUGGACAGGUGAUAUUAUAUGUCUUCAGCGAGGUCAUCUGCGACAAUGUCCAGCACUAUCUUGAUGGAUUGUUCUUCGCAACACUUCUCAAUCUGCUAGCCGUGAUGAUGGUCUACAAGUACUGGGACUCGAUCACGAGAGAGGACCUCGAAUUCUCUGUUGGUGCAAGACAAGGCAACUGGGAGGUCAAGCAACUCUUGCCAGAGGACGAUAUGCACAACGCUCCAUACGGCGGCGACAACAGCGACUAUGCGUCAAGCAUGUAUCAACAGCCUGCAAGGCGCGAGUCAUCGUACGGUGGCUAUUGA
Messenger RNA from Recurvomyces mirabilis, 810 nucleotides. It is a transcript of the gene CHS7, whose product is annotated as Chitin synthase, class 7. The record is from RefSeq and is a predicted model, not a curated record. NCBI's taxonomy places the organism in Eukaryota, Fungi, Ascomycota, Dothideomycetes, Mycosphaerellales, Teratosphaeriaceae. The coding region runs from base 1 to 810 and encodes 269 amino acids. Gene Ontology annotation, cellular component: endoplasmic reticulum membrane. The transcript has 3 exons. Gene Ontology annotation, biological process: protein folding.